AAUUUAUUGAGCUACUGAUCACACUCUACAGAAAAAAGAAGCUCACCUGAACUCUUUAGGAAGGCGAAAAUGGCUGAGCUGCAGAUGGUUGGGGUCCAACUUCCAAGAGUGAAACUGGGAAAUCAGGGAUUAGAGGUCUCAGAGCUGGGGUUUGGUUGUAGGGGACUGUCCGGAGGCUACAACAAUCCUGUCCCUGACGAUGUUGGUAUUGCAAUUAUCAAGCAUGCAUUCAGUAAAGGAAUCACGUUCUUUGAUACAGCAGAUGCUUAUGGAGCCCAGGCUAAUGAAGUCUUGAUUGGGAAGAUAUCGGAUCUUGAAGGCAUUAUCUUGAAGGCAUUAAAGGAGUUACCUCGAGAAAAGAUCCAGCUGGCCACCAAAUUUGGUCACGCUGGUUUUGACCCUGCCACUGGCUUGAUAAUGAAUGGUACCCCUAAGUAUGUUCGCUCCUGUUGUGAGGCUAGCCUGAAACGUCUUGAAGUGGAAUACAUUGAUCUCUAUUAUCUACACAGGAUUGACAAGUCAGUACCUAUAGAGGAAACUAUGGGGGAGCUUAAAAAGUUGGUUGAAGAGGAGAAAAUUAAGUACAUUGGGUUAUCUGAAGCCAGCCCAGACACAAUAAGGAGGGCUUAUGCAGUUCAUCCAGUUACUGCCUUACAAAUGGAGUGGUCCCUCUGGACCCGUGAUAUUGAGGAAGAAAUAGUCCCUCUUUGCAGACAACUUGGAAUUGGGAUAGUUCCAUACAGUCCUCUUGGACGUGGGUUUUUUGGCGGCAAGGCUGUUGAUGAAAAUGUUCCUGCAAACAGUUUCCUGAGAUCAAUUCCUAGGUUUCAAGGUGAGAACUUUGAAAAGAACAAGAUCAUAUACACUAAAAUUGAGAUGUUGGCAGAAAAGUACAGAUGCACCCCUGCACAGCUUGCACUAGCUUGGGUUCUUCAUCGAGGGGAUAAUGUGGCACCUAUCCCUGGAACCACUAAGAUUAAAAAUCUUGAUGAUAAUAUUGGUUCCUUGAGAUUGAAUCUCACAAAGGAAGAUUUAGAAGAGAUAUCUGAUGCAGUACCACUGACUAAGGUGGCAGGAGCUAGAGCACCUGACGUUUUGACUGGCACCUUAUGGCGGUUUGCAAAUACACCUGCAAGAGUAUGAAGACAAUGAAUUGAGGUAUCUGGAUAUGCAAUCUGAUUCCGAAAUCAUAAUUUCCUCACUGACUAAAUAAAUGAGUAUGAAAACAGGAAUUAAGAUAUCUUUGGUUGAACCUGAUGUGGAACAACAUUGGCUUCCUCUUUGACCAAGAGUGAAAAUCAUAGUCAAAGCCAUAUCAGCAUAAGCCAGAUUAAGAGAGAUAUAGUUUCUGUUUGUUUAUCUGUCUGUUUAUAUCAUGAGAUAUUGGAAAUGUAGGACUGGGCAAUGCUGUUGGAUGUUGUCUGUUUUGCUAUGAUUGUGAUGUAACUGAAAGAUUGCAUAACAUGCUAUAGAUGAGAUCAGGAGACUUGCAUUUCAUUUCCUC
Molecule: messenger RNA, 1504 nt
Organism: Vitis riparia (riverbank grape)
Lineage: Eukaryota; Viridiplantae; Streptophyta; Magnoliopsida; Vitales; Vitaceae
Product: perakine reductase-like
Exons: 7
Coding region: 70-1143 (357 amino acids)
Cellular component (GO): cytoplasm
Source: RefSeq, a predicted model, not a curated record